Messenger RNA from Triticum turgidum subsp. durum (durum wheat), 291 nucleotides. Lineage: Eukaryota; Viridiplantae; Streptophyta; Magnoliopsida; Poales; Poaceae. The record is from the annotation of a GenBank genome assembly.
AUGACCGAAGAAGAAACAUGUGAAGGUGGCCAUGUUGGUCUAGCUGCAGCAGCAAGGGCGAUGGAGGUGGGGCGGCGUCAGGAGGCGCAAUGCAGAGGAGGCCGAUGGGGCAUGGAGGAGCGGCACGAGACGAGCAAGCAGCGAACAGUACAGGGGUUGCAGAGAGGCGAGGUGGAGGAGGAGCUGGCAGCGCUGGCCUUGCCGAUGCCGGCAGCAGGCCGCUACGAUGGCUGGCGCGCGAGAAGAGCCUUGAUAAGUGGGAAAAUAAUUAUUGGCAAGGUUAGAGAGUGA